AUGGACUUGGGUUUUCACAAGGAGCAGGGUGUUCAAUCGUUACUUCUGAUUUCUGGGUAUUACUCCCCGCGAGCGGGGCUAGGACAGGUUCCUCUCCAUCCAACUCUGACGAGUGGGGGAGCCAGAACCUCCAUAGAUUCUCCAGCUUAUGUCCCCAACUUCGCCGAAGCAGACAGACGCAUUCGCUUCCUCGGGCGGCACCGCCGUUCUUUGCGCAAUUCCACCCACCGAGCAGCUUUUUCCAGCAUCGGGCUCGCAAGGAGGUGGCCACCUAUCUCAAUCUUGAUUGGGCUUCCGUACUUUCCCAUAGCCUGGGUACAAGCCAGAGAUUAUUCUUUGUCCCAAGAUCCCUUGUUCUGA
Molecule: messenger RNA, 360 nt
Organism: Linum trigynum
Lineage: Eukaryota; Viridiplantae; Streptophyta; Magnoliopsida; Malpighiales; Linaceae
Source: the annotation of a GenBank genome assembly